UCCUGUCUCUGCUUUGCCAGUCAUGGAUCAUAUCUUCACUCUAUGGUUAUUCUUAGUUCAAAUCCUAAUAGUAUUUCAGAUGUGUGAAGCUCAAGUUCCAGCCGUCAUAGUGUUUGGUGACUCCUCUGUGGAUACAGGUAACAACAAUUUCAUUCCAACAAUUGCAAAGUGCAACUUCAAGCCAUACGGCCGCGAUUUUCCAGGGGGUAGCGCCACCGGAAGAUUCUGUAACGGCCGUUUACCUCCUGACUUCAUCUCCGAGGCAUAUGGUCUACCGCCGACAGUACCUGCCUACUUGGAUCCAAUGUAUAGCAUAUCAGAUUUUGCCACUGGAGUCUGCUUUGCUUCAGCUGCAACUGGUUAUGACAAUGCCACUGCUGAUGUGCUAAAAGUGAUUCCUCUGUGGAAGCAAGUGGAGUACUACAAGGAGUAUCAAGAAAAGCUAAGAUCCUAUCUUGGAGAAGAGAAAGCAAACGAAAUAGUAAGAGAAGCAUUGUACUUAAUAAGCAUCGGAACAAAUGACUUCCUGGAGAACUACUACACACUUCCAGGUCGACGACAUCAUUUCACUAUCGGACAGUACCAGGAUUUUCUCAUUGGACUUGCAUCAGAUUUCUUGGAACAACUUUACGCUCUCGGAGCUCGGAAAAUAUCCUUGACAGGGGUUCCUCCAAUGGGUUGUCUGCCAACAGAAAGAGCUACAAAUUUCAAAGACCCUGGUAAUUGUGUCAAGAAAUAUAACGACAUUGGCUUGGAAUUCAAUAGGAAAUUGAAGGCUUUGGCCACAAAAUUGAACAACCAACUUAAUGGAUUGAAGAUAGUGAAUGCAGAUGCAAAUCCCAUAUUAUCGCAGCUCAUCGCAGAGCCUUCUCGAUAUGGCUUUGAAGUUGCAGAAGUGGGAUGCUGCGGGACAGGGACAAUCGAGAUGGGCAUUCUGUGCAAUCAACACAAUCCAUUUACAUGUCCAGAUGCAGAUAAAUAUGUGUUUUGGGAUGCCAUCCAUCCAUCACAGAGAACAAAUCAAAUCAUCUCGGAUUAUUUACUUAAAAGUCUCAAAGCCAAUUUUAAAUGACAAUUUCGUCAUACAAGAGUAAGUGAUCAAUUUUUUUUAUUUUUUU
Molecule: messenger RNA, 1118 nt
Organism: Tripterygium wilfordii
Lineage: Eukaryota; Viridiplantae; Streptophyta; Magnoliopsida; Celastrales; Celastraceae
Product: GDSL esterase/lipase At2g42990-like
Exons: 3
Coding region: 23-1072 (349 amino acids)
Molecular function (GO): hydrolase activity, acting on ester bonds
Source: RefSeq, a predicted model, not a curated record